Photinus pyralis (common eastern firefly) is the source of this 1858-nucleotide messenger RNA. RefSeq names its product facilitated trehalose transporter Tret1-like. Gene Ontology annotation, molecular function: transmembrane transporter activity. Lineage: Eukaryota; Metazoa; Arthropoda; Insecta; Coleoptera; Lampyridae. The transcript is spliced from 4 exons. Gene Ontology annotation, biological process: transmembrane transport. Gene Ontology annotation, cellular component: membrane. The record is from RefSeq and is a predicted model, not a curated record. Bases 140 to 1774 code for a protein of 544 amino acids.
CGUAUAGGAUUGUUUUCAGUUGCUGAUACAGUAAUUGCAUUUGGUGUGUGCAAGUCAAAUUUAACAUUUUUUUUAUGUUAUUAACAAUUACGCAGAUUUUAAUAUAGAAUGUUUGAAUUAUAAAGACAGGCUGCUCAAGAUGACAAUAACCGGCAAUGAUAUUGUCAACCAAAUUACAACCGGGGUAAAUGGAAGUUCCAAUAGGCUUUCGUCGCUUCGUAAAGCGAUGCCUCAAAUACUAGCAGUAAUGGUAAAAAACGUCGUACUCAUAUCAUUUGGUCUCACAGUUGGAUACGUUACCAUCUUAAUUCCUGCGUUAUCCGAAAACGUCGCCUCAAACGAAUUUCAUUUGGAUAACAGUCAGAUAUCGUGGAUAGGUUCAAUUAGCAUGAUGUGCGUCCCCAUAGGCUGUCUGAUAUCAGGAAUAGUAACUGAUCCAAUAGGACGAAGACGAUCCAUGCAAAUCAUCAACAUCCCGUUUAUAAUAUGCUGGAUAAUAUUCUACUUUGCUAACCAAUUGUGGCACUUUUACUUCGCUCUUGCUAUGGGCGGUUUCUUUGGAGGACUGGUUGAAGCUCCGAUACUAACCUACGUCUCCGAAAUCACGCAACCUCACCUCAGGGGAGCGUUGGCUGCGUCCAGUUCCGUAGCUGUCAUAGCCGGAAUCCUGAUUGAAUUUAUUUUGGGAACAUUUUUGGAAUGGAGGACGGUCGCGCUGAUAAGCUGCGUUUUUCCGGUGACAUCCUUUUGUCUACUGUGCUUUAUGCCGGAAAGUCCCCACUGGUUAAUAAUGAAUAACAAAAUAGAUAAAGCUCGUAAAAGUUUGGCGUGGUUGAGGGGGUGGACUAGUCUGGAGGACGUCGAAGAAGAAAUCCAGAACAUCUGCCGUAGUCAAAAGAUGGAAGAAUCUCAGAAAGGGGAUGCGACGAUCCAUCGCUCAUUUAUAAGGCGUCAGCUGGAGAGUGCGAAGGGAUACACUAAGAAGACCUUUCUCUGGCCAUUCACGAUGGUGGCAUUCCUUUACUUCCUAUCACACUUUACCGGUUCGACAACGCUACAAACGUACGCAGUAAAACUAUUCGAAACGUUACAGUCCCCAAUCGACGUGUACUACGCGACUAUAAUAAUGGGGGCCGCCGAGCUUCUCGGAUGUAUCGUAAGCUUAUUCCUGGUAAAGUACUGUGGUAAACGAAUUAUGGCUUUCAUUUCCAUUACGGGGGUGGGCGUUUGUGACGUAAUUAUCGGUACCUACGCAUACGUAAUGAACAUUGACACAUUCGCAUCGAGCGAUAACACUCCCGCUGCGUCCAAUUUUGAGUUUGAUGACCAUCAGUGGGUGGCGCUUGGUACACUGGUGUGCCUCGCCUUUGUAUCUCACUGUGGAUUCAGAGCCCUACCUUGGAUACUAAUAGGUGAAAUAUACCCGCACGAUAUACGAGCUACCGGUUGCGGAAUCUCCGGAGCUAUAUCUUACGUUUUCGCGUUCGCCUCCAACAAGGUCUUUCUACAGCUUGGUGCGAUGUUAACGAUUCCCGGAAUAUACUGGUUUUAUGGAUCUUUAAGUUUUGUAGGUUUAGUAUGCAUUUACUUUAUCUUACCUGAAACUGAGGGAAAAUCGUUGGAGGCAAUCACGGACCAUUUUUCGGGAAAAUCGAAGCUGGGCAACAAGGUGCAGAGGAGUAAAAAGGGGCAGCUCUGCGGCAACAUAAAUCUCGCUUUUGUUACUACGGAACCAGAAUAUAGACAGAAGGAGGACGUGGACAGUAAACUGUGAUUAUAUAUCUACAUAGUUUUAAUUACUUAAUUUAUUCUUUAUUUAAAAUGUUAUAAUGUUUUAAUAAAUAUUUUUAAUGCAUUA